This is a messenger RNA of Anguilla rostrata (American eel), 4293 nucleotides long. RefSeq names its product WW domain-containing transcription regulator protein 1-like. Gene Ontology annotation, molecular function: transcription coactivator activity; protein binding. The record is from RefSeq and is a predicted model, not a curated record. The coding region runs from base 339 to 1646 and encodes 435 amino acids. Gene Ontology annotation, biological process: positive regulation of transcription by RNA polymerase II; hippo signaling. NCBI's taxonomy places the organism in Eukaryota, Metazoa, Chordata, Actinopteri, Anguilliformes, Anguillidae. The transcript has 6 exons. Gene Ontology annotation, cellular component: nucleus; cytoplasm.
AAUAAUUCAUGAGGGGCUGCUGACACCACCGCAGGAAAGUUGAGUUUACAAACUUCAGUUUGAAGUGCGCACAGCUCGCUGUCAACAAGUCAGAGGGACGCAUCAACUCAAAGGGAAAAAGAAAUGUACUCAUGUUUCCCAUACAGGGACACAUUUAUAUGUUUUCUAGCCUUUUAAACUUUUUAUUCAUUCGCAUAAACUGAAGUACAGAGAGACAACACAACGCUAGCUUUGGCAAAAAGCAAGCAACCCAUCUUGGAAGGUUAAAGGAAUCGACUUCUCUCUCAGCUCCUGUACCUUUAUUUUUUUUAAACUCUAUCUUAAGAUCUUCGUGGAAAAUGAGUAAUCAAAUGCAACCUUUACCUGGACAUCAAGUGGUCCAUGUCGCACAGGACCUUGAUACAGAUCUCGAGGCGCUGUUUAAUUCGGUUAUGAAUCCAAAACCGAGUUCUUGGAGGAAAAAAAUGCUUCCCGAAUCAUUUUUCAAGGAACCAGACUUGGGGACGCAUUCUCGUCAAUCAAGCACCGACUCUGGUAGCCAUACUCCCAGACUUACUGUGCAACACGCGCGGUCACAUUCCUCUCCUGCCUCGCUUCAGCUUGGAACCGGAGCCAACGCGACCCCAAACCAGGCUCACCACGCUCAUCUGCGCCAGCAGUCAUUCGAUGUUGCCGAUGAAUUGCCCCUGCCUCCUGGAUGGGAGAUGGCGUUUACGUCCACGGGCCAGCGAUACUUUCUCAACCACCUAGAGAAGAUCACCACGUGGCAGGACCCUCGCAAGACCAUGACUACCGGCAUGAACCAGAUGGGCCUCCACAGUCCUGCACCCUCCACCCUAGGGCAGCAGUGCUCCAUUGCCAUGGCUCAGCCCAAUCUGGUGAUGCCCCACCAUCACCAGCACCACCCACAGCACCAGCAACAACACCACCAGCAUCAGCAACACCACCAGCGUCAACACCACCAGCAGCAUCAGCAGCAGCAGCCGACUCAGGCCCAGGCUAUGGCCUCCAACCCCCCGGUUUCCCAGCAGAGCCUCCAGCAGCAGGCCGCCCAGGUGGGGCUCCUGAGCCUACCCAACCCCCUGACCAGCCAGCAGCAGCACCAGCAGAAGAUGCGGCUGCAGCGGAUCCAGCUGGAGCGGGAGCGCAUCCGCAUGAGGCAGGAGGAGCUGAUGAGACAGUGUGGCAGCGGCACCCUUGUUACCGCUGUGGGUUUUCCCCAGGAGGUGGCGCUAUGCAGACAGAUGCCCAUUGAUUCCGAAAAUAUGGCCGCGGGACCCACCCCCAUUAAUACUGCACCUUUGACCCAGGGAACAAUGCCUAAUCACAACUCCGACCCCUUUCUCAACAGCGGGCCGUACCAUUCCAGAGAGCAGAGCACGGACAGCGGCCUGGGACUGGGCUGCUACAGCAUCCCCACCACCCCCGAGGACAUCCUCAACAACGUGGAGGAGAUGGACACUGGAGAGGGACUUGCCCAAGGCACCCUGGGAGUUCCUCAGCAGAGCCGAUUUCCUGACUUCCUGGACUCCCUGCCGGGCACCAACGUGGAUCUGGGCACUCUGGAGGGAGCCGACCUCAUCCCCAUCCUCAACGACGUGGAGUCGGUGCUCAACAAGGCCGAGCCCUACCUCACCUGGCUGUAGAACGAGCGAGAGACCAGAGUGAGGCGCCAGAGACCAACAUACAACAAGACUAAAGACUGAAGUGCAUGGUUUCUUUCUGUUUGGUCAAUGAAUUUUUUAAAACUUUUAUAUCUGUGUCUCAGUUGACCUCAUGAUUAUGUUAUUCCUCUGAAUCCAAAACAGAAAAACACUAACAAAGCCUUUCAAUUAGUACCACAAGAAAAGCACAUAUGGUGAUAUCACAGUGAAUCACAAUCUUUGUAGCACUAAACCUUUUUGACAUGUAGCAUAGACUUAUUUUAUUUUCCAUACUUUUUAAAGCAAUAGCUGGUAAAUAUGUCGGUUGCGGUUUAUGAAACGGAUAGGAUGGCCCAAACCAGUGAUGCUGGUCCUCCUGUGCUGUGGAAAGCACAGGAAGCAGGCAGGGAUGCCAUUAGUGCAGCAGGUUGGAUUCACUUGUCCUUUUUGAAAUGUAUAGUGUAAUCGGGCUCCUUUAAUUAGUGUCCAACAAUGUUGUUACUCUACAAAAUAUUCAACAAAUACAGCAGAGAGAACAGGGAACAGUCUGGUCAUGUAUCCACAACCUGCAUGCAUUUAGCUGUGACCAUUAUAAAAUCAGCUCAAGCGUUAUGAACCAAAGUGAUUUUUUUUUCCCUUAACUCUUUUCUAUUUUUACCAAAUAUACUGUACCAAAAUUUCCUAAUGUGUGUUGAGUUUUGAGUUAAGUGAAACUGUAAACUUACAGUUGAACUGAGUAGCUUUUAAGUCAUGUUAUUUAGUUGUACUCUAGCUGAGCGUACAAGCACACAUUCAGCUUUUUAGUGAUAAGGACACCGAAGGGUGUCACACUUCAGCUGUGUUAAGUAGCAAACUUCUAUUUAAUAGUAUUCACUUUUUAUAACAGUACAUUUAAAAAAUACAAGCUGUAAAAAUGCCACAAUUCGUUCAGCUGCAUUUCUUGGCUUUCUAGUAUUAAUAUAGUUAGCUUUUUGUAUUUAUAAAGGGCUAUUUUUCUUUUUGUAAUAGUGAUUUUAGGUUUUAAUAAAUUUGAAACUUCAAAGCACUACAAUUCAACUAUGCAUUAAGAGAUUUCAGUUUAUGAAUGUAUGUUGAGUGUUGAGAAGUUUAUCAAAAUAAAUAAUCCUCUGUAAAUAAUUAUUUUAUUCAAAUAUUAUGCAUGGCUUUAUUUUUUUAAUACAUCACGUCUCCACAUUUUGUAUUGUUUAGGAGACAGACUUAAAUCCAAAGGAGUACACCUCAUUGACAUUUGUGCUGCUGGGAUUUUAAAAAAGAAAUGUUUUUUAUCAUUUGAGAAAAAUGUGGUUAAAUAUAAUGAAUGAUUCAUUAUCAAUUGGGGAAACUGUGGCUUGAAGAGACAUUGCUUCGUUCUGCAUGUACUAAUGCAACCUAGUUACCUUUGUCUAAACUCUGUUUUGCAUGUUUAACGUGGUAUAGUGCAAGUGCUCGAUAAUCCCACUGUCUAUCAUGACUGUGCUGUGCCCUGUUUCCCUAUAGAAUGUCAGGACUGAGAAGGCAACAGUGUAUGUGAAUUGUGCUGGUGAAUUUAACAAAGGAAGGAAACUGAUAUUGGAUUGGGCACUGCUGAUGAUGUCCUGGAGUGAAGUCACACAGAAUAAGAAAUGUAGCAGCCAUUAAGAAGGCAAUGACAGACAUAGGCCUCCUUAGCUGGCCCUGACCCUUUUCUCACUGUAGCUGCAUCACAUUCGGAUGUCAUCUGUGUUAGUCAGUUUUUUUACUGCCAGUGACAGUGGCAUGUAUUCAGUGAAUACUUGUUCUUAACUGCAUGAAUUGGUUUUCCAUCAAAAAAAUUAGCAAAUUAAUUUUAGAAAUUGCUGAAUCUUCCAAUUUGUGGUUGUGUAAUGUUUGCAUUUGUACUUAAUUAUAGUCAAAGUUAAGCACACAAGUUGAUUGAAUUCAGGCCAGUGCAUUCGGCAUCACUAAGUCUUGCCAUUGUAAUCAGUUCCCACGCUGCGCUCUUGUAUAAACAAAUCAUCCAGUGACUGGGCUCAAACAAAACUGAUUUUGUUUCAGCUGAUCUGAAAUCAGUGAGGUUGAAGAGCACAUGGAAUGAGGAACACAAAGACAUGUGCCUGGGUGCCAGGGUUCCACAGUGGUAAUCAUAUUUAAAGAAGGCUUGGAGAACGGGCUCACCCUGGCAAGCCUGAUAAAACUUUCCUCAAUUAUGACCGAAAUGCUUUGGGUUCUAAAGCACCAUGUUCUCUUCUUCUUUCAUUGACCACUACAGUAAUAGUAAUCAUGAAAGCAAGUGAUAUAAUACUGAGUGAAGACUGUGUGGUAUUCUAACUGCCUGGUUUGAUUUCUAAAGCUAAAAUGAUUUUCUUGCAUUAAUCGUCUCAUCCACUAUUUGGAAAAAAAUGUCUCCAAUAAGAUUGAUACAAUGAUGAGAAUUAUGAUCAGGUGUGUUACUAAUGAAGUGGAGUGGUGUACAACACAGUUUUAACAAUAAGGGUUUGAGGUUCAAGAAAAUGCAUGGAAAGAACUGUUUUCUGUGGUUAACAUUUGUAAUUGUUAAUUGCCAAGGAGUUCUGAAAAUUGUUUGCAAAUAAGGCAUAUAUUUUGGAGCUCUCAGAAUUUGAGAAGAAAGCUAUAGUAACAAAUAAAAACUCUAAUAAAGCCAUAAAAACCA